This is a messenger RNA of Parastagonospora nodorum SN15, 876 nucleotides long. RefSeq lists its product as hypothetical. Lineage: Eukaryota; Fungi; Ascomycota; Dothideomycetes; Pleosporales; Phaeosphaeriaceae. The transcript has 2 exons. The coding region runs from base 1 to 876 and encodes 291 amino acids. The record is from RefSeq and is a predicted model, not a curated record.
AUGGCUGCUUGGCUCUCCUCCUUCUUAAGCCGCACUAACCCUCCACCGCCGCAAGUCAACUCGACAGAACCAUUCAACGACUCCCGCGCCAACCAAGACCGGCUCUCAUCCACUAUGGCCCGCCAACCCGGCCCCGAGCUCACUCAACACCUCCUCCCCAACAUGCCCUCCCUCUUCACCCUCGCCCUGCCCCCCUGCGGUCUCGAAAUCCAACUCGCCUACCAAAACAUCGUCCACAGCCUGCGCCGCCGCUGGCUCCGAGCCGCCGCCGACGACCCCGCGACCAAGCCCACUGCUCUCGACAUCGCCCUCUCCCUCAAGUCCGAUCUCGACGACGAGGCCGUCAUCCACCCCCCAGGUAGCCUCGCGCACACCAAAACCCGCCGCCCCUGGCGCCGUGAGAAUGUGUUCAACUUUGAGAUCCGCUGGGCGGCGUAUUUCGUGCGCGAGGCGGAGGUUGAGAAGGGCUGGGGCAAGACGGAUGCGGAAGAGCGGCGUAAGGUCGAGUAUGCGCAGCUCCGAGAUCUGAUUCCGCAGGAGUUGGGGGUUGCGGUGAGGAGAAGGGGGAAUGUGGAGGACGUGUAUGCGCUGUGGCGGGAGUGGCAUGCGGGGAAGAGGAGGGAUUUGGAAGUGGUCAAGAAGAAGGAGGAACUUUGGGAGGACAAGGGGGAGAUGUUUACGUUGAGUGAGUUGGUGGGGAGGAAGUUUUUUGAGAAGGACUUGGCGGAGACGGAGAGGAAGAUGAAGGCAAAGAGGGAGGUGGAGGAGAAGGAUGUGAAGGAGAAGCUGGAGAGGGAGACAGACAAGAUGGAAAAGAUGGACAGGAAGAUGGGGUUGGAGGAGGUAAAGGAUGCGGAGGAGAAGAGGAGAGAGUAG